This is a messenger RNA of Vigna angularis (adzuki bean), 499 nucleotides long. RefSeq lists its product as uncharacterized. The transcript has a single exon. Bases 56 to 367 code for a protein of 103 amino acids. The record is from RefSeq and is a predicted model, not a curated record. NCBI's taxonomy places the organism in Eukaryota, Viridiplantae, Streptophyta, Magnoliopsida, Fabales, Fabaceae.
UUCAUAGUCUGAAAUCAAAGAGUGAGAAUCAAGCUACAACUUCAAAAAAAUUUAAAUGUCUACUACAAAGUUUUCCCUUCUUGCCAUUAUUUACCUUCUCCUUUCACUGAGCUCUCUUGGCACAACCAUGGCUGGAAGAAUCAUUCCUCCUAGUGCUCCAAGCACAGUUACCAGGCCACUGGUUUCCUCAGAAGUUGAGAACUACGUGAAGCCGCAACUGAAUCACAAGCAGAAAGCCCUGCAAGGAAGAGAAGUGAAGGGUUGCUUGCCUAAAGGUUCAAGGCAUAACUCUGCUCCCAGCAGAUUCGUCAACUACAAGACUCUAGGCUCUACUGGCUGUUCCAGAAUGCAUUCUGGGAAACCUUGAAUUCAUGAUUCUUGAUGAAUAUUGGAAGAACAGUUCUGUAUAUAUAUGGUUUUCAAUGUGGUUCAAACAUGAAAGGUGAGAUGUGAUAAUCACUUAUGAUGAGGGUUGCAAUUUUGAACGAUGUUAUUAUAU